Molecule: messenger RNA, 1257 nt
Organism: Ostrea edulis (European flat oyster)
Lineage: Eukaryota; Metazoa; Mollusca; Bivalvia; Ostreida; Ostreidae
Exons: 2
Coding region: 1-1257 (418 amino acids)
Molecular function (GO): zinc ion binding
Source: RefSeq, a predicted model, not a curated record
AUGCAAGGCUUACUGUGUGACCUCUAUAAAACUGUUCCCCCGAAGGGUCACUGUGAAUUUUGUAAUAUAAACUUAUGCAAGGCCUGUGUUGAGGACCACCUUACUGAUUUAUCAAAAAGUCACAAUGUCGUGUCCUUUCUACACAGUAAGUCUACUCCUAACUACCCCAAAUGUCCGAAACACAUCAACAGACAUAGCGAACUUUACUUCGAGAAAUGUGACAUUCCUGUCUGUUCUACCUGUAUCUCAAAACAACAUAGAGGGCACAAUUUAUGUGAUGUUCUGGAAAAACUCAGCACUAAAACGGAAAGUUUACAAAAAGAUUUAGAGGAACUAGAGAGCAGAAUUUACCCGCGAUAUGAAGAAAUGGCGACCGAAGUCCAAACUGAGAAAACCGAGUUACAAACGAAUUACGGGAAACUGACAACAGCUGCCGACCAACAAGGAGAAGUAUUGCACCGAAAGAUCCCCGCCAUUGUCAACCAACGGAAAUCAGACGUUGAGGAGAUGAAAAAUAAACAUAUGGGUGCUUUAGAUAAAAACACAGUUGAAAUUACGAACAAAAUUACAGAAUUUAAAAAGAUCAUUGAGGACUUGAAGAAAAUACUGAACACCAAGGACGCCUCUCUAACCUCUACUUACAAAUCUAGGAAUGGCGAGUUCCGACAAUUACCUCCUAAAGUCCAAGUUACAUUACCACGUUUCUCUUCUUCCAAAAUAAAUAAAAAUCUGCUCAGUGAAAUGCUUGGUUCUCUGUCAUCGUUGUCCAUUACAGCAGAAAAACAAAGUUAUACAAUGACGUCACCAGAAGCUGCUUCUCCUCCUCCAGUCAAACCACUGCUUAAUAAACCGCGUCUUAUCGCCACCAUAAACACUGGGUAUAGACAUCUACUCAGCAUUAGCUGUCUCAGUGAUGAGGAAGUCUGGACACGUGGGAAUAACGAAAUCAUGAAGCUCCUCAACCUCCAGAGUGAACUACUGACAUCAAUACAAACCAAGUCAGGGAACAGACCACUGGACAUAGCACGACACAAACCAUUCAAUUUGAUGAUCAGGGUCAACCUCUCUAUUUAUCUGGUCGUUACAUCAGUGAGAACAGGAACCUGGAUAUAUGUGUGGCUGACUGGGGAGCUAAAGCAACAGUGGUGGUCAAUCAAUCAGGAAACCUCCGAUUUAGAUACACUGGUCAUUCCUCUAUUAUCAAGAAAUCAUUUGAUCCAUACGACAUCACUACAGACAACCAGAGUCACAUCCUGA